Molecule: messenger RNA, 1952 nt
Organism: Cynara cardunculus var. scolymus (artichoke)
Lineage: Eukaryota; Viridiplantae; Streptophyta; Magnoliopsida; Asterales; Asteraceae
Exons: 8
Coding region: 70-1800 (576 amino acids)
Source: RefSeq, a predicted model, not a curated record
UCGCCUUAUGAUCAUCAAUUGUUUCUUCUAAACAAGCAAUUUGGAUUGGAUUCAAUCCAGUGUGGAAAAAUGGCGACAGCAGCCUUCAAAUCGAACUCCAAAAGAAGCAAUGGCUCUGGGGUCGGAGAUUCCCCUAAAAACAAUCCUCAUAACCCUAACCCUCAAAAACAAAGAUUGCGAAGGUCUUUGAGUGUCAGCGCUCUCUCCCGAUCAACACAAAUCGACAUAUCUUCUGAAUUCUUGAACAAAAGAGACAAUCCUCUUUACUGGGCUACCGGCGGUUCACCUGCUGACAACACUACUGAAUCUUCGGCAACCAGUGCUGUUGUUGCCGGCGGUGGUGCAUUGGAGCCGGGAACUUCGAAGAGUUCGAAUGUGGCGGUGGGUCAGAGAGGUCGACUGGUUAAACGGAAUUCAGAUUUGAGAAAUGGUGGUCAAAAGGAGGAGAUUGUUGGUCGGAGAAGGAGUUUGUCUAGGGUGAAUGAUAACGGUGUUGGCAAUGGCAAUGGCAAUGACCGGCGGGGUCGGUCAGUUUCCAGGGCUAGAUUAGCUUCUGGUGCUUCUGAGAGUGACGCCGAACAAGAUUCAGGAAAAUCGGUCACAUAUGGAGGCAGGAGUAGUUCUAUUCGGGCAUCUAAUAUUACCGGCAAGCUUCCUGUUACUAGUGUUAAAGCAUUUGAUAGGAGGAGUUCCCACCAUCCUUCAGUUGCUUCUCCUUUUGAUUCACGAGUUUCAAACUGGGAAGAUGGGAUCUCUACCAGUUCUUUGUCGGAAGCUGAAGAAAAAACAAUUAAAGCCGUGUUUGAGCAGAUGAAGUCAUUUGACGGGGACGACUCGAGAAAAGACACGGCCUUAAGUGAAAUAUAUGAAACUGUGAGAUUGGAAGUAAGACGUGCUAUUGCUGAUAUUCACGAUGACCUUCAAGAUGCCAUCCGGAGGAACAGUACUGCUGCCAUUGCGAGUACAGAUGUUACUGAAAUGUCUCCCAAGUUGGUCAAACCCGAGGCUGUUGAGUUAGUGUUGGAUAUGAGAAGGGAAUAUGCCAAAGAACUUGAAGAGUCCCAAGAACGUGCUAGAAAACUUCGAUCAGAUUUGGCCAUUGAGGAACAUCGCAGGCAGGAAUUGAGCAGAAUUCUCAAGGAGACACUUCCUGAACCCAAGACAUCUGUUCCUCAUAAGCCUCGUUUAGGAAGAAAAAGAAGUAGUGAAAGAAAAAAGAUGUCAAAACGAUUGACAGAUGAAGCAAUGUCGUAUUUUGAUGAGUGUGUUUCGCUAUCAACAUUUGAUAGUUCCGAUUUCUCGGCAGCAGAAGAUCCGGCUGUGAACUCAGUCAACACUACUCUCACAAAAGGGGCCACCACAUCCCUACCCCACGACAUCCGGUGCAUUUCACCCUCUGGUCCAAACUGUUUCAUCAAUGAACAGAUGAUUCAAGGUGACCUAGGAUCUAGUUCAACGACUCGUAGUAGCUGUGAUGACCUCAUAACGGAUAGAGUCGUUGAAACCGCUGAAUGGGAAAGGAAGUCUCGCUUCUCGUUUGGACACAAACCAACGGAGGGAAUAGAGCUGCAACACGACAUUAAAAAUUACAUCAAAACUUUUGAGAAAGACACGGGAAUUGAUGGAAUUGUGUCAGAAAGAUCAAGGACUAAUUAUAGCAUUGACGAGUAUAAUCUACUUGACGUCCACGAACACUUGUUGUUCGACAUUGUGUUGUUUAGAAACCAACAAGAGUCCGGGAGAUUGCAUAUCUGCAGCGGAGUUGCCGUUCCGUUUUUGCCGCUUGCUCAUCUUUUUUGAAGAUUGUAGAUAUUGGAUUGUUGGUUCUUUAUGUAUAAAGGGUGUUUUUUUUCUCUUCUUUGUUGUUUCAGAUUUACAUAAUACAAUGUGAUCUUAGAAAAGUAAGCUGAAUAUUGACCUGUUUAUCAAACGCUAACAAGGUAAGUGCUUAU